CACUUAUUAACCAAUUUGAUUCAGCAUCAUUACCCGAAGAAUCAGUUUCAGCUCUAGAAUUUGAUCAUGAUAAACCAAUUUUCGAUUUGAAAAAGAAGAAGAAUGAAACCAAAAAUAAUGGUGGUUACCAACUCGCUAAAAAACGAUCUGCCUCUACAGGUAAAUCUCGUGAAAUGGCAAGAAAUUCAAGUUCGAGUCAGAAAGAAUCUUAUUUAACACCAUCAGAAUCUUAUGUCAUGUUACCACGCUCACAUUUACCCGAUAAGGAUACUAAUGAUGAUAGACAACGAGCUAGCAUCAGUUGUCAUUUAAAAAUUACUAAUCGACUUUUUGACCUGAUGAAUUCAAGAUCUGAGCCGUCACAUCCAAUUUGUCAGGAGUGUGUUGACAUUUUGUUGGGUAACUUGAAUAGACAAUUAACUGAUGCUUCGAAAGAACGAGAUUUUUAUAAAAGUUUUCUAGAAAAAGCGAACAAAAGCAUUAUUGGUGACGUUGAUGCAGAAAAAAUCCAAAAAGAAAUCCAAAAGUAA
Entrophospora sp. SA101 is the source of this 530-nucleotide messenger RNA. Lineage: Eukaryota; Fungi; Glomeromycota; Glomeromycetes; Entrophosporales; Entrophosporaceae. The record is from the annotation of a GenBank genome assembly.